CUAGAUGAGUGUACUCUUGACAGGAUAUGCGACUACGGUCAAAGAUGUACGAACACUCAUGGAUCCUACAAAUGUUCUUGCGAUCAGGGCUACUAUCUUAUCGAUGUAGCGAAAAAUAAAUGCGAAGGUGAGCUUGUCAAAGAUCUUGCCGAAAAAGGAAAACCUCCCAUAGGUACAUGUAUGGUUACGAGACACUAUGUCAUAAGUAGCAGGUGGUCAAGCCAUUUUUGGGCGAAAAUACAUGUUUUUCCACUUCUUUCAACAAAAAAAGAAUCAUGCAAAGUGCUUAUUUAUGUGUUAUUUCUCAUAUAAAGCACAAAAAAACACCAUUUCUCCCGUUUUUAACCUGAUUUCUAAUUCUUGGUAAAAUCCAAGAUGGCGGCCAAGAUGGCGACCAUUGUUGGUGACGUCACAGGUCUUCAGCAGCGUCACCACCCAUGAAAUGUACCUCAUCUUGUUAAGAAGAUCAAAGGCUUUCCACUGAAGGUAAAAUCGUUUCGAAACACUGCAACAUAUCAAAAACUCCGCGGAGGGGUUCCAUUCUUCCCUCCGCCUUCCUUGUACCACGGUGGGGGUAUGAAUUUUCGUGUACGUCCAAGGGUUAAAACACAAGCAAAUUUGUGCAAAUUUAUUUUUUUCGUCCGGUGAUAUUAGCAAGAAUUGAAGUACUCAGCGUUGAGCUUUUGCACCGGUCAAGCAAAGCACAGCGUUACAGCAAAAGCGUUGGGACCCACUCUGAUCGUUGUCGCACUCACUAAUCUUUGGUUAUUUCUAGAAUAGAAAAAAAAAAUUGUUCUUGAGUUUUUGGCUUUGGUUCUUGUUCAUAUUCAUUAUCUAAAUUUGAUUUCAGAUAUUGAUGAAUGCAGCAACUUGACCAUGCCCUGUGGAAGGCACAAUUUCAUCCGUUGUGAGAAUACUGAUGGUGAUUACUUAUGUCGAUGCGAUCAAGGAUUUCAGUUUGACAAGGAAGAAAAACAGUGUAAAGGUAAAGGAAAUUAUGAAUGA
Molecule: messenger RNA, 1005 nt
Organism: Porites evermanni
Lineage: Eukaryota; Metazoa; Cnidaria; Anthozoa; Scleractinia; Poritidae
Source: the annotation of a GenBank genome assembly